Molecule: messenger RNA, 2507 nt
Organism: Ahaetulla prasina
Lineage: Eukaryota; Metazoa; Chordata; Lepidosauria; Squamata; Colubridae
Gene: BORA
Product: BORA aurora kinase A activator
Exons: 10
Coding region: 53-1768 (571 amino acids)
Biological process (GO): activation of protein kinase activity; regulation of mitotic nuclear division; regulation of mitotic spindle organization
Cellular component (GO): nucleus; cytoplasm
Molecular function (GO): protein kinase binding
Source: RefSeq, a predicted model, not a curated record
GCUACCAUAGAGCGGAGGAGAGAGAAGGGCGAGGAAGUGCCGCCCCCAGCCAAUGACGCCGCGCUCCCUUUUGAAUGCGGCGGCGCCUCUUCCCGGAGAGGCUGCUUCGAAGGGAGGGGGCGGGGAAAGCCGCUUUCCCGAGCUCCGAUUGGCCGGCCGGCGCGGAGGAGUUAAAGAGCCGUCGGCCAAGGCAACGAAAGUUGUCCUGCCGUGGGGAGGUCGCCGAGCGGAGGAGCCGGGAUGCAACGGCGGGGAGCGCCGCCGCCCGACACUCCCGGCCGGGUGCAGAACCCUUUCGAGAGCCCCGGCGACGUCCGCCACUUGCAGGAGCAGACCGUCUGCAGCCCCAGCGCCUUCCGCGCCGCCCCGCCCGCGGGGGAUCGACAGGGAGGUUGAAGAACGGAGGCAAAGGGCCAUCGAAGAGUUUUUCACCAAAAGCAUCAUUGUCCCAUCGCCCUGGACCGAUCCCAUUGGGAAACAGGCUUCUCAGCUGAAUUCAACCAGAUGUGCUGAGCUCAACGAUGCUUCGCCAGUCGGCCGAGAAAUAGUCGUGCAGCCUGGGAAAAAUAAUGCUGCUUGUCAGACUGUGUUAUCUUUACCUGUGGAUUUUGAUUUGGAAAAGAUACUGGGUGACCAUUUCAAAGCCGAUGAAUCGGCCGACCAGUCCCAGGAAAGCCUGAGCACAUCCUCCUUGAGGAGAAAACUCUUUUUGGACGAGAACGGCAGCCUCUCCUCCGAGAACUUCUCCCCUUCUCCCGGCUUGCGUAACGGUCCGGCCUCCUUAGGCGUCCUCUGCUCUAUCGACCUCUCUCCGGUCCGCUGCAGGAGCCCUCUGAGUUCUUCCAGCUCAGGCCAUGUUUCUUCCAGCCCCAUCCGGGGGAAGGCCAGGGCGUACAGUUUGGGCAGCCUUCCUAGUCCUUCCUUGGCAUGCAGGAGUCCGGGAAAUCUGGCGUCGCCAACUUUCUCUCCCAUUGGCAUCCAGCUGAGAAAGACUCCACUGGCAGAUCAAAGGCAGUUCAUUUUCCGCUCUCCAGAUCUUCCUUCUGUUUCCAACGCCUGCCGUCAGGCUCCUACCAGCAGCAGGAGUCCCUACAUGGAAUACUCUCCGUUAAGGAGUCACUCACCCAUGAGGAUCCUCUCUUGCCGGGGUGCCGCCCUGUAUCAGAGCUCCUUCCUUCGUCUCCCUUGCACCCCGGAGAACUUCCAGGAAGAGCUGGCGGAGGCAGCCGAGGCUACGUCGGCUGGGAGUCCCAGGGCGGGCCUGACCCCAAUAAAUGAGGACAUCCUGUUAGCGGGCUCCCACUCCGAGAUGGCUGCUGGGUCUCUCUCACCGGAGACCCCCGAAAUAUUGGCACCACCCAGGCCCUGCUUGGAGUCCCCCGGAGAGAAACGGACAGUGGAAAUGGCCGAUCCAGAGAUGCUGGAUGAGAACUCGGUGAAGGGAUCGUCUGAAUGCGACAGGGGGGCCGUGACCGGACUGAGCAUGGAGGGGUCUUGCAUCUGCAUGGCUCCAUUGGCGGAAAGCAGUGCUUCUCCCUGCGAGAGCAGCAGUCUGCAGAUGGACAGUGGUUACAAUACCCAGGCUUACACCAGCAGCCUCAUGGAUAUAGCUGGAGGGGAGCUCAGCUGCAGAGAGCAUGGCGCAUUUGAGGCUCAGAGGAAAACCCACGUUUUCAGAAUGAAGCAAGGGAAAUUAAAAACUGGAUCCUGGGCUGAAAACGCUUGUCAAUCCAGCAGCCUCUUCCUGGAAGUGCCUUUGCCGAAAUGAUCUGAGCUGGCAUAGAUCUGCUUCUAACUGGGAUUGAGUAAGAGAGAGAGAGAGACUGAGACCAUCCACCAAUGCUGAAUGCCUAUUCUGACAGAUACAUUGACACUGGACUGGUACAACUGCCUUCCUGCAGCUGAAGGGAAAUGAAACCCAAAGACGAUCUACCUUGCCAUAACCAGCAAACUGACCCUGGGAUGUUAUGGGCUACAUUUGUACACUUGGAUUCUCACAAGGAGUCAGUUGGGAUUGAAACGCUGCUGCUAUAUGUCUUCGACAACCAUUGAUCCUUGGUCUACCCAAGUAGAGCCAGUUGUUCCUUAAUGUGCCAGUUAUGGGCUCACUUCAUCAGGCAGGGGCUUCCUUGCAUGAGCAUUGCCCACGUACAAAUAUAAAUGCCCUGGUCUUAAACUUAAGUUGAAGUUAAGUGUUUGGGAUUGGGCAUCGCCAACAUGCCAAACGGUGCGGCAGAGCAAUAGGUGUUACCUUGUUUUCUGUGAAAAUUAAUAGCAUUUGUUUAAAAGAAAUCUCUUUCGCGUCUCGUAUCGGAGCCCGAUGAAUUUUUAAUAAAGUAGCUGUGCUUUUUUCCCGUUUUUCAAAGUUUUAUUACCGAUGCAAAACAAGAACGACGUUGGUUUCAACAGGAGGCUAGAAAACAUUGUGAGAAUAAAUAAAGCUUUUGCACAAAAAAGGCAAUGUUCUGCCCAAUCUUUUUUUUUGUUUUUGUUUUUGAAUACUGGAC